This is a messenger RNA of Chinchilla lanigera (long-tailed chinchilla), 843 nucleotides long. RefSeq names its product complement factor H-related protein 3-like. The record is from RefSeq and is a predicted model, not a curated record. NCBI's taxonomy places the organism in Eukaryota, Metazoa, Chordata, Mammalia, Rodentia, Chinchillidae.
AUGUUGCUUUCAGUCAAUGUCAUUUUAAUCCUAUGGGAUUCCACAGAUGGAGGACAAGUGGGACUUUGUAAUUUUCCAAAAGUCAACCAUGAAAUCCUAUAUGAUGAAAAGAAAUAUAAGGCAUUGUUCCCAGUUUCUGUGGGGAAAUUUUUCUGUUACUCCUGUGAAUAUAAUUUUGUGUCUCCUUCAAAAAGCUUUUGGACUCGUAUAACAUGCACAGAAGAAGGAAGGUCACCAACGCCGACAUGCCUUCGGACUGUGUUUUUUCCUGUUGUGGAAAGUUCUCAUUCUGCAUAUUCUGGACAGACACAGCUUCAAGGUGACACUGUACAAACUGUUUACAAUACAGGCUACAACCCUCAAGAUAAGAACACCAUUUUGUGUGCAGAAGGUGGCUGGCCCACUCCUCCCAAGUGCAUUUCCACCAAGAAAUGUAUAACAUCAAAUAUCAUGGUUGACAGUGGGUUUUUGUCUGAAGCAGAACAUAGUUGUCUUUUAAAUAAAGAAGCACAAUAUACAUGUAAGCCAGGGUAUGCAACAGCAGAUGGAAAAGCAUCAGGCACAGUGAAACGCUUGCAAGACUGAUGGUCUCCUCAACCCAUUUGUUCUAAAUUUUAUGAAAUGCCAACAUUGCUGAAUUCCAGAAGCAGAGCAAAUGAUGGGAGCGGCACAGGAUCAGCAGUGCACGGUGAAGGCUGGUCUCAUCUGCCCAUGUGCUAUGUUAUGGGAAACAUUGAGUCAUGCGGGCCUCCUCCUCCCAUCAGUAAUGGAGAUACGGCCUCUUUCCUGUUAUCGACAUAUCCUCCAGGAUCCACAGCGGCCUACCAUUGCUGGUCCUUCUAG